Messenger RNA from Manis pentadactyla (Chinese pangolin), 7950 nucleotides. RefSeq names its product neural cell adhesion molecule 2 (gene NCAM2). The record is from RefSeq and is a predicted model, not a curated record. Gene Ontology annotation, biological process: cell adhesion. The transcript is spliced from 19 exons. The coding region runs from base 214 to 2703 and encodes 829 amino acids. Gene Ontology annotation, cellular component: membrane. Gene Ontology annotation, molecular function: protein binding. Lineage: Eukaryota; Metazoa; Chordata; Mammalia; Pholidota; Manidae.
GGCAGCGGCGCUAGCACAGGCGGCCGUGGCAGCGGAAGGUUCUCUCUCCAGGGCUGGACUCAAUAACUUUGGAACUGUCCACCAGUGUCACGUCCUGAACAUGAGCCUCCUCUCCUUCUACCUGCUCGGGUUGCUUGUCAGUAGCGGGCAAGGUAUUUUUCCUAUGAAAACCUCUUUUUCUCCCGAGAAAGAGAGUGGGAAGCAAGGUACAUAAUGGAACAAAGGAAGGAUGGAAAGAAAGUAGCUCUUCUUCAAGUGACAAUUUCACUUAGCAAAGUAGAGCUUAGUGUGGGUGAAUCUAAGUUCUUCACAUGUACAGCAAUUGGUGAACCUGAGAGUAUAGACUGGUAUAAUCCUCAAGGAGAGAAGAUAAUUUCAACACAGAGGGUAGUGGUGCAAAAAGAAGGUGUUAGGUCAAGAUUAACCAUCUACAACGCAAAUAUAGAAGAUGCAGGAAUAUAUCGUUGUCAAGCAACAGAUGCCAAAGGACAGACUCAAGAAGCUACAGUUGUUCUGGAAAUUUACCAAAAACUCACUUUCAGAGAAGUGGUAUCUCCUCAAGAAUUCAAACAAGGAGAGGAUGCAGAAGUGGUUUGCCGAGUUAGCAGUUCCCCUGCACCUGUUGUCAGCUGGUUGUAUCAUAAUGAGGAAGUCACCGCUAUUUCCGACAAUCGGUUUGCUGUGUUAGCCAGCAAUAAUCUGCAGAUUCUCAACAUCAACAAAAGUGAUGAAGGAAUAUACAGGUGUGAAGGAAGAGUGGAGGCUAGGGGAGAAAUUGACUUCCGUGAUAUCAUUGUUAUUGUUAAUGUGCCGCCAGCAAUUACAAUGCCUCAGAAAUCCUUUAACGCCACAGCAGAGAGAGGAGAAGAGAUGACAUUAUCAUGCAGGGCCUCAGGCUCUCCUGAGCCGACCAUCUCCUGGUACAGGAAUGGCAGGUUCAUUGAAGAAAAUGAAAAGUACAUAUUGAAAGGAAGCAAUACAGAACUCACUGUCAGGAACAUUAUCAAUAGUGAUGGGGGUCCUUAUGUCUGUAGGGCCACAAAUAAAGCAGGGGAAGAUGAAAAGCAGGCAUUCCUCCAAGUCUUUGUACAGCCUCACAUAAUACAGCUCAAAAAUGAGACUACAUAUGAGAAUGGUCAAGUCACACUCAUAUGUGAAGCAGAAGGGGAACCUAUUCCAGAAAUCACUUGGAAAAGAGCAAUGGAUGGCAUUACAUUUUCUGAAGGCGAUAAGAGCCCAGAUGGCCGUAUCGAAGUCAAAGGGCAGCACGGAAGCUCAUCACUGCAAAUUAAAAAUGUGAAGUUGUCAGAUUCAGGGCGAUAUGACUGUGAAGCUGCAAGUAGAAUCGGAGGACACCAAAAGAGCAUGUACCUUGAUAUUGAAUAUGCUCCCAAGUUUGUAUCAAACCAAACAAUUUAUUACUCAUGGGAAGGAAAUCCAAUCAAUAUAAGCUGUGAUGUGAAAUCGAAUCCACCAGCCUCAGUCCAUUGGAGAAGAGAAAAAUUAGUCUUGCCAGCUAAAAACACCACUAAUUUAAAGAUGUAUAGUGCAGGGAGGAAGGUGAUUCUAGAGAUUGCACCUACGUCUGACAGUGACUUUGGACGAUAUAAUUGCACAGCCACAAACCGUAUAGGAACAAGAUUUCAAGAGUAUAUUCUUGCUUUGGCUGAUGUGCCAUCCAGUCCCUAUGGUGUGAAGAUUAUAGAGCUGUCACAGAUCACAGCCAAGGUGUCUUUCAACAAGCCGGACUCCCAUGGAGGUGUGCCUAUUCAUCACUAUCAAGUGGAUGUCAAAGAAGUGGCAUCAGAGACCUGGAAAAUAGUACGCUCCCAUGGAGUUCAAACAAUGGUUGUUUUGACCAACCUGGAACCAAAUACAACUUAUGAAAUCAGGGUUGCAGCUGUAAAUGGAAAAGGGCAAGGAGAUUACAGUAAAAUAGAAAUCUUCCAAACAUUGCCAGUUCGUGAACCAAGUCCUCCAUCAAUCCAUGGGCAGCCAAGCAGUGGGAAGAGCUUUAAACUCAGUAUCACCAAACAGGAUGAUGGAGGAGCCCCUAUUUUGGAAUACAUUGUGAAAUACAGAAGUAAAGAUAAAGAAGACCAGUGGUUAGAGAAAAAAGUGCAGGGAAAUAAGGAUCACAUUAUUCUGGAGCAUCUACAGUGGACAAUGGGAUAUGAAGUUCAAAUUACAGCUGCCAAUAGAUUGGGAUAUUCAGAACCUACAGUCUAUGAGUUCAGCAUGCCACCAAAGCCCAACAUUAUUAAAGAUACACUUUUUAACGGUCUUGGGCUUGGAGCAGUCAUCGGCCUGGGAGUUGCUGCACUCCUGUUAAUCCUUGUGGUAACAGACGUCAGCUGCUUCUUCAUUCGGCAAUGUGGGUUGUUGAUGUGCAUCACCAGGAGAAUGUGUGGGAAGAAGAGCGGUUCCAGUGGGAAAAGCAAAGAACUCGAAGAAGGAAAAGCUGCAUACCUGAAAGAUGGAUCAAAAGAACCAAUAGUGGAGAUGAGAACAGAGGAUGAAAGAAUCACUAAUCAUGAAGAUGGGAGUCCAGUAAAUGAGCCAAAUGAAACAACACCAUUAACAGAACCUGAAAAAUUGCCUUUAAAAGAAGAAAAUGGGAAAGAAGUCCUAAAUCCUGAAACUAUAGAAAUUAAGGUUUCUAAUGACAUCAUACAAUCAAAAGAAGAUGACAGCAAAGCCUAACACCGAGAUUAUAGAAGCUUGAACAACUCUACAAAGAGCAUUUGGAUUGCAGUGACCCUCUGACCAAAACUAUUCCACUGACCUUAAUUUCAUGGGAAACUUCUAGCUUGGAAUAGCUUGUACACAUAUACAUAUGGUCAAAUACUCCUGCCCAUAGUCCAUUUCCUUUUAUUGCUGUUAUUGUUGUUGAUAAUUUUGUUAUGAAUUUCAAUAUAAAGACCUGACUGGCACCAACUCUUGGUUAUUGAUUUGACUCUUUGAUUGAAGUACUGCAAUUCAUAAUAUGGCUAAUGUGCUCUAUUUCUCAACAACUGAAUUUCAGUCCACAGCCUCUCCAACAAAUUGGGGUUUAAGAAAAAGCAAAACAAAAUAAAAGCUUUGGAAACUAAAUGUUUAAGAAAGCCCUGAAUGCUAUUAAUCUUAUCUUGGGCAAAUAGAUGAUCAAAGUGGAUUUCAGUUUACAAUGAAAACACUUAAUAAAGGUCUUACUUUUUAUCUGGAGAAUUUCAGGGAACCCAGUCUUAAGUGAGCCAGUUAUCUUUAGCAGAUAUUAAAAAUUGAAGAAACUUUGGAAAACUCUUUUUAAGUUAUAAUUACAGUGCUCUUUCAAUGUUGACUUUUGAUAGACGGAAGUGCCAGAUCAAAAUAGUUACCCAUUUGAAUGAAUAUUAGUUGUGUGUAAAAUUAGAUAAGAAAGAUUCCAUAAAUAUCUCUCUCUUUAUAUAUGCCAUAUUCACUCACAGUAGAUUACACAAAAAAACAAAUGUAUUGCAAGUGAAAUAUAUAAUAUUGAUUUCUGCCCUCAGCUUCAAAUAAAGUAAAUUGAAAUGGGAACAAUAUCAAUGUUGUCUUGAUAUAUUUAUAAAUAUGUGAUUAUCAUUUACUUUUUAAAUAUUUUAUCAAGAAACAAGUCCUUAAUGUUCAAAUACUUCAAACCAUAUCCUCAGAUACAUUUUUUUGCCCAUUGCUUUAGAUAAUUUUUGCUUAAAAAUUCAUUUUCCUGGUGUUAUAGGUCAAUCAUUAAAUGUAAUUGGCUAAUGGAAUUAAAACUCUUGGUUUAAGAGAAAUUAACAUUUAAACAUGUCAUAAAGUGUCAGUGAUAAACAAUUGAAUUUCCACUAUCUGUUUGUAUUCUGGAUGUUGUAGCUAGAAGUCAUUUUAAGAUUUUGAUAAACUUUAGUUAAAGAAAUUCCUUAACUAUUCAACACAAACUUUCUAAUAUUGCUUGUUAGGGCCUAUACCAGACUUCCAAGCUAUGCAAGCUCCCAGAGGUAAGAGACUGGCUUUCACGUAUAUGUAAUGCUAAAAAAAAGUAUUUAUGAUUAUAAGUAUACACACCAGUUGGGAGCAGGUUUUAGAUUCUUUCUUACCCUAGAGAGCCAAAGGUUUCUUUAGACCUCAUUGCAUCCAUACCUUUAGUAUUUCAGGUGGUAUUAUAGGUCAAAUACUGACUGGUUGUGAAAUGCAUACCAAUAGAACAUUGGAAGAACAUUUAAACAAUUCAGAACUACCUGCUGAAGGGUGUCUCUCUGGAGAUAAUUUGAUGAAUAUUAAAUGUAAUAUUAAUGCCACUCAUGAACAGUUUUAUUUACAAAGUGUUUGAAACUGUCAGCCAAGAGAGUUAACUAAUUCUAUAAAACUUUUAGUCAUCAGCAGAAGAGAAUGUGCUCAUAUGCAUGUCCAGGUACUAAGUCUCCAUAAUGUCCUUGCCAUAAUUUACAGAGUUACAGUGCAGGAAUCUCUCCUUGCUAUCCUUUCUGGCGUAUUCUGAAGAAAAAGAAUUCCAAUGCCUACCUAAGAACUUAAGUAGGAAUUAUCCAAGUCGUCUUUUGACAGGUUUGACUGUUGCUAUUUAAGUUAUAUUUGUCUGAUCAUCUGUUUGCUUUAUUUUACUAUUUUUCCCUCUUUGUACCAAUGUGCUAAAAUUAGUCAAAACAUUUGAAUUAGUUUGUGCAAAGUAAAUGGGCUUAGUAAAGUGUCCAUGAAGCAAUAGCCAUGAAAGCUAGUUUUUCUUGGAUAGGGCUAUAUGGUUUUCAAUUAAUGAUAGUGAAAGAAUUGGGAAAAUGGAGAAAGCAAUUUAACAUGUUUGCUAUUGUUACAUUUGUGCUAUACUUCAAGAGCAGAGAAAUCAUAAUAAAGAACAAAUAUUUUUGUUUUCUAGAUUUAAAACUUCUAUUUCCCUCAUUUCUUUGGACUUCCCAUGUAAUUUACUUUUUAUAUUUGCUUUAUAUAUAAAUAUAUGUAUGCUGUUAAAUAUCUUACCACUGAUGUGGAGUAAUGACCUGGAGUUAACAGCUAAUCUGGGACUAAUUGUACACAGACUGUUUGAAUUGUCUGAGUGGUCCUUCUCUCGUGUCCUUGAAAUCUGUGCCAUGCAGGAGCAAGGCAAUACUGUGAUAAAGUUUUUUUUUUUUCUUUCACAUUUCAAUGGAAUGCUCCAAAUUGCUCUCUGUAAAAGUUUCCAAAUAAGAGAUACUUGUAGUAAAUUGUAAAAUACGAGUAGAACUAAAAUAAUGUGUCUCUUUUUUUCAUUUUAUUCUAGACUAAAUAUAUGCAUUUAACUAUACAAAUGAUAUUUUUACUGUCAGAGUACUCUUAAAUGUUAGUAUAAAAUGUCAGAAGAGUUGACUGAAUAUAAGUAGUGUCAAAUAUCAAAACCCUAUGCUACUUUAAACAAAAGAAUGAAAAUAUCACUGAAAAUAUUGAUAUUUCCUGAUAAGUUAUGUGCAAUUAGGCAAUGACAAUCUAUAUUCAACAUGUAAGAGGAAGCAGUAAUAUCAGCAUUUUAGCACAUAUUUUGUUUUUAAAACUGGCACAAAUUAAUGUGUCAACAUAUUUUACAGUGGUCUGUAAAGGAAUUUAAGAAUUGUGGUUUCUAAAGAUUUAUUUAUUAUUUUUGUGGGUUGAUUUAUUGCCAUUCUAUUGGUACUAAUGUCUAACAUUAAUCUUUAAAAGUUUUCCUUUAUUUUUAAUGUUAAUACCUAUAAAAGCAUUUUUCAAAGACUAUUUGAUCCAGCAAAGUGUAUAUGAGUCUUAGUCUUUGAAUUAGACACUUAUAUAAGGAGAGGGUUUUAUUAAUCGAAUUAUUUAUUUGAGUGCCAACAAUUAAUUGUAACUUCAUAAUCAUUCCUUCAUUUUAUGCUUACUUUAAAUUACUAAGAUCUAUUUGUGCCUUUGGAUUAGCAUGACAUUCUGCUUUAUUAAAAUAAAAAAUGUAACUGCAGUCUUUAUUGAUAUGCAUCACUCACAUCUGUGACACUUGAAUAAUACUGUCUUAUUUACCUUCAGUGAAUAAGCUCAAUUCAAACUACUUUACCUUGAAUACAAAAUCUAACUAUAAUAAAUUAUACUGUGUAACUUAUUUCCACUCAUAAGAAAACAAUUAUUUGAUGCACACACUAAAUAUAUUUAUUUUUUCUAUAUUAUUGUUAUAGAUAAUAAAUACAUUCUAGAUAUUGUUGAAAUUGAGUUUACCAGUUAUAAGACAAAGACAAUAGAUGACCUUUUCAAGAUUGGGUGAAUUAUUAUGGUGUCACUUGGGUCUACGUUAUUCCUGUUUUGUAUUUAUUUGUUAUCAUAAAUCAUCCUUUCUUGUUGAUGAUAAGAUAAUCAUUGAUGAAAAUAUGUACAUAUGAAGUGAUAGAAUGAUCUUCAUUUCUUAAUUUAAGAAAUAUUGGAAUAACAUAUUAUAAUUACUUAUUAAAUUUGUAAUGUUCUUUUUGUGGAGAAUAAUGUAAACCCUCAAUUUCAAUUGCUCAUGGAGUUCUUUUUUCAAAACAAUUUCCAGAGUGCUUAUUCAACAAAGUUUAUGAAUAAGUGAAGAUAUUUUUUAAUGAGAUUAUUUGCAUUAUUUAUUUUUAGAGAAAAAAGAUUUGCAUCUUCUUAUUAACACUUUGAAUCAUUAUUGCAUUGUCUCACAUUGAAAUUGUAUAUGGAUAUAUUAGCAUAUGCUAAAACUAACCUGUGGAAGGUCACAGAAAUGAAAAACUUAAAUCCUAAAGUGAAAAUACUUCAAGAAAAUGUUAUACUCAUGGACUGUGUUCUGAAAUGAAACAAUUAUAUGUGUAAAUGUGAAAGUUUUAAAAGGGCCUAGACAGUAGUUGCUGAACACAUAUUAUUUCCUUGCAGGUCUGUCCUCACCUUUUUAAAAAAUUGCAUUUACCCAUGUAGAGGCAGCUAUUUAACAUUAUACAAGCAUGCUGCUGGAUUAAUUUUUCCCUUCUUAGACUUCUAUGUUAUAUAUAAUGCUUCAUAUUUAUUUAAUAACACAUUUAAUACUCUUAAAAAAUACUUUAUUAUUCACUAUAGGGUUUAAUCAAUAACUGAAAUACAUUAGUAUUUUAAUUUUUUAAAUAAAUUUUAUGGAUUUUGUCACAUGAUGUUCAUAAUUAUUAAUAUAAAAGUUGUCCAUAUAACCUUAAUAUUUCCACUUAUUUUCCUAAAAUGAAAACACUUACCUAUAGCAUCUGGUUUUAGCCUUCCUUAGAAAAGAGUAAGCAAAGCAAUGGGUGUUGGAGCAUUUCAACUCACAGGCAGGCAUAGGAAAAUAGAGCAACAAAGAACUGAAGGAAUCCAGAAAGGCAAAUGGAAUUCUCCAUUUGGAAUAGCUAAGAGGGGCCUUAUUCUGAGAAGUGCAGGAUCAGAGACUAGGAACAUUGCUUAGAUAAAAGUUUAGGCCAUUUAUACUGAUGCAAAGGAGCAACCUUAGUGAAAUCCAGAAGAGAAAGUUAAAAAAGAUAGAACCAAUGACUCAAUUUCACAAAUAGGGUUUUUUAAAGAACAGUGUGCAUUAUAUAAAAUAAAUAGCACUGUUGAGAGCCAACAUAUUCAAAUUCUUAAAGGAAUGUUUAUGGUUUAGUAUUUGCCUCUACACUCUGUUAGGAAUAUGUGAACUUCUGAGAAAUAAAGGUUAAAAAAACCUUUUUAAAUAUAUUUUUUUGGUAUGUGAAUUCUAUGCUGUGUUCAGUAUACAUUAAAACAUACGUUUUUUUAUUUUCUUUAACUUAUAUAUUCCAUUCAAAUUCUAUAUUCUUAAGUUAGCUACCACCGAGUUUUCUUAUUGUUUCAAUAUAGUAUGUCCCUAUGAAAUGCUGUACAUAUAUAUAUGUCUAAACUGUAAAAAUUAUACUGCAAAUGUUGAAGUUUUGUAUUUAUGAGAGACAUGAAAGUAUGGCUUACAGUAUAUCAAAAUUGUCACUCUUCACCAUUUGUAUAUUAAUAGUAAAGAUACUUUUACUUUAAUAAAGU